Molecule: messenger RNA, 4247 nt
Organism: Oncorhynchus keta (chum salmon)
Lineage: Eukaryota; Metazoa; Chordata; Actinopteri; Salmoniformes; Salmonidae
Product: potassium voltage-gated channel subfamily V member 2-like
Exons: 2
Coding region: 117-1655 (512 amino acids)
Biological process (GO): potassium ion transmembrane transport; protein homooligomerization
Cellular component (GO): voltage-gated potassium channel complex; membrane
Molecular function (GO): voltage-gated potassium channel activity
Source: RefSeq, a predicted model, not a curated record
UCUCUGCUGGUAUACUGCUGUAAGUGACUCAGGAGAGCGUAUUAGACCUGUGUUAAUGCCUCCACACCACUCCGUGAGCUACCGCGUCUAACCAGGUCCUAGUGCAGACCUCCAGGAUGCUCAAGAGAAGGAGACGGAGCCUCUUCCCCAACUACAAAGUCGGGGGAACAGGCCCCACAUACAAGGACCCAGAGGAGGACAACAAUAUUCCCUUCACCCAGAACUUGGUGAAACCAUGGAACUCCAUGCAAGAACUCAGCCGUGACAUCUACGCAGAGUACAAAGAUGAGGAAGAUGAAAUGACAUACCUGACGAGAGGCCUCUCCAUUCCUGCGAAGAACUACAUGCUGAACAUCAACGUGGGUGGGACGUUGUAUCAGAUCUCCUACAGGGUGGCUGCCAAGUAUCCCAAGACCAGGAUCGGCCGCUUGGCGACAUACACAGACCACAACAGGAAACUGGACCUGUGUGACGACUAUAUUGUCCAGAACAACGAGUUCUUUUUCGACAGAGACCCGGACAUCUUCCACAACAUUUUCAACUUCUACCGGACGGGCGUCCUCUGGAUCAAGGAUGAGUUGUGUCCCAGGAACUUCGUGGAGGAGAUAAACUACUGGGGCGUGAGGAUCAGGAACACACACCGCUGCUGCCGAAUCUCCUUCGAGGAGCGCCAGGACGAGCUCAGUGAGCAGCUGAAGAUCCAGAGGGAGCUGGAGGCAGAGGUUGAGAUGGAGGAGAAUGAGGAGUUGUUCCACGGGAUGGUGUUUGGUCAGAUGCGUCACAUCAUCUGGAACCUGAUGGAGAAGCCCUUCUCUUCGGUCACUGCCAAGCUCAUGGCUGUAGCCUCCAGCUUCUUCGUGCUGAUGUCCCUGGUGGCCAUGACGCUGAACACAGUGGAGGAGAUGCAGUAUACCACCACCACGGGACAGCUGAGUGGGAAGACCUAUGGGGAGUAUGUGGAAACCUUCUGCAUCGCUUUCUUCACCAUGGAAUACCUACUGCGUCUGGUGUCCACCCCGGACCUGCCGCGCUUCGGGAAAAGCGUCCUGAACGGGGUGGACCUGAUCGCUAUCUUACCCCUCUACCUGCAGCUGGUGCUGGAGUGCUUUGAGACCGACAACUACGGGAAGCACCAAGACAUCGAGACGGUGGGCAGGGUGGGCAAAUUGGGCCAGGUUUUGAGAAUCAUGCGUCUGAUGAGGAUCUUCCGUGUCUUGAAGCUGGCCCGUCACUCUACGGGGCUGAGGGCAUUUGGCUUCACCCUGCGCCAGUGCUACCAGCAAGUGGGCUGCCUCUUCCUCUUCAUCGCCAUGGGAAUCCUCACCUUCUCUGCCAUGGUGUACACUGUAGAGCAUGAUGUCCAUCAGACCAACUUCACCAGCAUCCCUCAGGCAUGGUGGUGGGCAGCUGUGAGCAUCUCUACUGUGGGCUAUGGAGACAUGUUUCCAGAGACCAUCCUGGGCCGGCUGUUUGCUUUCACCUGCAUCUCCUUUGGGGUCAUUUUGAACGGCAUGCCCAUUUCCAUCCUGUACAAUAAGUUCUCAGACUACUACACCAAGCUGAAGUCUCAGGAGUUCACGUCUACAGUGAAGGCUCGGGGCAAGGUCAGGUUCGCCAAGAGGGCGGCCAGGAAGUUAACCAAAUGCUGUCCAUAGACACACUGGUGAAUGUUCUAAGAUCACUAUGGGAGACUUUCUAUUCAAUUAAGUUAUUUUGUGACUUAUGCCACUACUAAGUGGGGUUCCCAGGGAGCUGGAGUUACUAUGCAUCUGUUUUACUGUAUAAAUGGUUCAAUUCAGGUUUUAGAAAUGGAUUCUCCUAUCAAUAUGACUUUUAUUGCUUGCAUAGUUUCAUUGCCAAACAUGAGAUUCAUGUAUGCAAUUACGUACUUGGAUAUUAAUGCUCCUAAGGAGGGGAGUGCAACCUUUCAUUGUAGCAAAAAUACUGCUGACAAAGUAAUCAUUAUUCUUUUUCAUCUAAAGUGAUCCUUCAACUACACGUGAGAUUUAGACUCUUAGACUUCAUUCAGAAGAAAUGAGGCCGUUGAAGUGGAAAGUUUACAUACACCUUCGCCAAAUACAUUCAACUCAGUUUUUCUAAACAAUUCCUGACACUUAAUCCUAGUAAAAAUCCCUGUCUUAGGUCUGCUAAGAUCACCACUUUAUUUUAAGAAUGUGAAAUGUCAAUAGUAGUGAUAUAUUUCAGCUUUUAUUUCUUUCAUCACAUUCCCAGUGGGUCAGAAGUUUACAAACACUUAAUUAGUAUUUGGUAGCAUUGCCUUUAAAUUGUUUAACUUGGGUCAAGUGUUUCAGGUAACCUUCCACAAGCUUCAAGAAUGUUGUCCCAUUCCUCCUAACAGAGCUGGUGUAACUGAGUCAGGUUUGUAGGCCUCCUUGCUCGCACACACUUUUUCAGUUCUGCCCACAAAUUUUCUAUAGGAUUGUCAGGGCUUUGUGAUAGCCACUCCAAUACCUUGACAUUGUUGUCCUUAGGCCAUUUUGCCACAACUUUGGAAGUAUGCUUGGGGUUAUUGUACAUUUGGAAGACCCAUUUGCGACCAAGCUUUAACUUCCUGACUGAUGUCUUGAGAUGUUGCUUCAAUAUAUCCAUGUAAAUUUCCAUCCUCGUGAUGCCAUCUAUUUUGUGAAGUGCACCAGUCCCUCCUGCAGCAAAGCACCCCCACAACAUGAUGCUGCCACCCCCGUGCUUCAUAGUUAGGAUGGUGUUCUUCGGCUUACAAGCAUCCCCCUUUUUUCCUCCAAACAUAAUGAUGGUCAUUAUGGCCAAACAGUUCUAUUUUUGUUUCAUCAGACCAGAAUACAUUUCUCCAAAAAGUAAGAUCUUUGUCCCCAUGUGCAGUUGCAAACCGUAGUCUGGCUUUUUAUGGCGGUUUUGGAGCAGUGGCUUCUUCCUUCCUGAGCGGCCUUUCAGGUUGUCGAUAUAGGGCUCAUUUUACUGUGGAUAUAGAUACUUUUGUACCCGUUUCCUCCAGCAUCUUCACAAGGUCCUUUGCUGUUGUUCUGGGAUUGAUUUGCAAUUUUCUCACCAAAGUACGUUCAUCUCUAGGAGACCGAACGCAUCUCCUUCCUGAGCAGUAUGACAGCUGCGUGGUCCCAUGGUUUUUAUACUUGUGUACUAUUGUUUGUACAGAUGACUGUGGUACCUUCAGGCAUUUGGACAUUGCUCCCAAGGAUGAACCAGACUUGUGGAGGUCUACAAUUUGUUUUUCUGAGGUCUUGGGAAAAUCAAAAGAAAUCAGCCAUGAUGUCAAGCAAAAAGGCACUGAGUUUGAAGGUAGGGCUUGAAAUACAUCCACAGGUACAUCUCCAAUUGACUCAAAUGAUGUCAUGGCUCUAGAAGCUUCUGAUAGGCUAAUUGACAUCCAUUUUCUGGAAUUUUCCAAGCUGUUUUAAAGGCACAGUCAACUUAGUGUAUGUAAUCUUCUGACCCCCUGGAAUUGUGAAAAAGUUAAAAAACCCGUCUAAACAAUUGUUGGAAAAAUGACUUGUCAUGCACAAAGUAGUUGUCCUAACCGACUUGCCAAAACGAUAGUUUGUUAACAAGAAAUUUGUGGAGAAGUUGUUAUGACUCUAACCUAAGUGUAUGUAAACUUCUGACUUCAACUAUAUUUGUAUACCACACUAUUCCCCUCCAGUCCUUAUGGCCAUGUUAUCCCAACAAGAAGACAUAAUCCACUGCAGAACGGCACCCGGUCUGAAAUAGUAAAUUCAAAAUGCAACAUCUGGAUGAAUCUGCAGACAGGUUAAAUAAUCUGGGUAUCUGGAAGAUUGAAUCUUCCCAAAGCGGAUUUAUGAAUAUGGAAGCAGCUUGCAAUGUUUCCACACCAGAAGAUUAAAAAGAGUAGGUCACUGAUCAUGUGUGUUUGGAAAACCUCAAGUACUCUCAGAUAAGCAAACAUUUCCUCCCGGAAAAUAUUUGUUGAUAAACUCUGUCAGUGUUACCCACAAGGUUCACCAGCCACCUGGACAUUGAUACUGUAUUUCAACUUCAGACCUUUUGCUAAAAAGAGCAUCAUCAUCAUGGGUCUUGACCUGACUGCAGUUCGGUGUCGUAACCAACUUCAGUGGGCAAAUGCUCACCUUCGAUGGCCACUGGCAUGCUGAAGAAGUGCGCUCUUCACUGAUAAAACCCGUUUUCAACUGUACCGGGCAGAUGACAGACAGCGUGUAUGGCAUCAUGUGGGUGAGUGGUUUGCUGAUGUUAACGUUGUGAACAGGCUAGGAUAG